AUGUCCGAAUUUAAUGAAACCAGGAAGUUCGGCAAGCAAAUCCAACGCCAGCAGUUGGAUCUACCCGAAUAUGCCGCCAGUUUUCUCAAUUACAAGGCCUUGAAGAAGCUCAUCAAGCAACUCAGUGCCACUCCUACCAUUCCCGCACAGAGCGGUUCCACAGCAACCGACACACAGGCCGCCCUUAGAGCGAACAAAGAGGUUUUCUUCUUUCGACUGGAGCGCGAGAUAGAGAAGGUCAAUGGCUUUUAUCUGCAAAAAGAGGAGGAGUUUUCACUCCGCCUCAAAACACUACAAGACAAGAAGAGAGUCAUACAAGCAAGACUGGCCGCCAGUUCGAGGCUUUCUGCAAGUUUCGCAACGUUGGUCGAGGGAUUUCAACAGUUCGACAAUGAUCUCAAUAAACUUCAACAAUUUGUGGGCGUGAAUGAGACGGCAAUAUCGAAAAUCCUGAAGAAGUGGGAUAAAACGUCAAAGUCAAGGACGAAAGAAAUCUACCUGCAGCGAGCCGUCGAAAUCCAGCCAUGCUUCAACCGAGAUGUGCUUCGAGAGCUCGCCGAUAAAGCCACCACCGCCCGACUCGACCUAGAAGCAUGGGCCGAAGGCGAAAACAUACAGUACGAGGUGCCGAGACCUCAGGAUCGCACAAUCGGUCAGCGUGUGGGUACAGAAGAAAGUGACAUUGACCUACAGAUUUUGCAGGCAUCUGCCGCAGGCAAUGUUGCAGCAUUGCGCGAGUGGUUUUUGAGGUUAGGCACUUCACCGGACGCGCGCGAUCGUUUCACCCGAAUAUUUCUGGCAUCAAUCUCUGAGGCGCCCGACGAAUCCUUAAAUGUCUUCUUCCAUUCGGGACUGAUUGACAUCCAUGCAGAAGACGACAUCAACGAGCGCAACUGCUUGCACGAGGCGACGAUAUAUGGCAAAGAAAGUGUAUUGAACUAUGCUCUCGAAAAUGGUGUGGAUCUCACGCGCGUUGAUGCCUACGGGAGGGUGCCCCUACAUUACGCAUGUCUAAGAGGAAGGAUUGGUAUGGUGGCGACGUUGUUGGCUGCCGGACCGAGCACAAUUGACCUGAAAGAUCACGAUAACUUUACCCCUCUAAUACACAGUAUCGUCCGUCAUCGCAUCGACUGCGUCCGUCUUCUGCUCGCCAACAAUGCCAGGAUCGAUCCCCAGUCCGACAACGACCACAUACCCCUAAACCUGGCAUGUCAGCAUGAGUCGAUCGAAGUCGCAGGUCUGCUUUUGGAGAGAAAUGCAAGACUACUGGCCGAUGCAGAAGGCCUCUUCCCUCAACAUCUUGUCGCCCGCUCAAGUCAGAAGCCCGACCUCUUGUUACUGCUUAGACAGCACGGAGCCGACCUCAAUCAACGGGACAAGCUGUAUCAGUGGACACCACUGUUCCACGCAGCAAGCGAAGGCAGAGUCGAGUGCUUGCGAGCACUGCUUGAGAAUGGUGCAGACCCAGAAGCUCUUGACGAGAAGGGUCUCACGGCCAUGUAUUACGCGACCUGGGAAGGCCACUUGGAAUGUAUGGAUCUUCUGUGGGCGCGGACCAGCCAGCAUCGUGCUGAAUGGAGAUCUUCCACCAGACUGGGAGUCGUUGCUCCUCCCCACAGUCAGAUGCUUGCGAUGGAGAUCACUCCGGAAGAGCCCGCUGCGAUGGACGCAGAUGGCAUCCCGGACCUCUCGCUCCCACCGCCAAUCAUGCCGCUACGUCGAUAUGGACACAGCUUCCUCGACACCAAAACAUUCAUCGCAAUCAACUUCGACCGUGCAGCAAAGGCGAUACAGUUCUUUAAUGAGGCGAGGUAUCCUGCCGCACGCCUGACAAUCUCUUCGAAGACCUCCGACCUCAUCCCUCGCAAUCUGAUGCUUCCAAUACAAGAAGACUCAAGGUCUGUCUAUUAUCAGAUAGAAAACCUCAGCACUUUCUCCUUGGAUUUCGAGAUUUUCCCGACCUUCGGAUCAAAAGUCAUCGCCAAGUCAGUUGCGCUCCCUGACGUCUUCCAAGCAAUUGACAGCAGCGCUGGGAGUUGCUGUCUACCCUUAUUCGACCCGAGACUACGGGCCGUAGGGCAGCUCCAAUUCAAUUUCCAGGUCAUCAAGCCUUACCCUGGAAAAACGCUUGAAAUCACACAAUUCCCGUUCUAUUGGAGGCAAACCAGUGCCUUGGAUGACCAGGGCGGAUCGAUGACGGGCUCAAGUCUCUCGGGCGACUACCUGAAGAUCACCGUGCAACUCACCCGUGACAGAGUGCCGGUCAUAUACCCGUCCUAUUUCGUGCCGCAUCACAAUCUCGAGGUCUCCCUGUGUCAGCUCACAUAUGACACCCUUGCGAACCUUGGCAUGAAUGGUAACCUUCUCCUUAACGAUGGAGCGCCGGCUCUGGAAAGCGUCAACAUCAUCGACUGGAAAGAGCGCCUUUCCACGUCAAUCUUUACCCUUCGCAACGUUUUGGCUGCUGUGCCGGUCCAGCUCAAUCUCAAUCUCCACAUCCUGUAUCCCUCCAACCAUGAGGAUCUCAACCUCGGAGUCUACUCAAACAUCGACAUCAACACCUUCGCUGACGCGAUCUUGACCGAAGUGUUUGAUCAUGCGCGGGCCUUGCGAACACUCUCUCCCGACCUGACGCGAUCCGUCGUCUUUUCCUCCUUCAAUCCCAACAUUUGCACCGCGCUGAACUGGAAACAGCCAAACUACCCUAUCCUGCUAUGCAACGAUCUAGGCCGCCUGCAGAGCGCCCUGCAGUCAUCGAGUAAUGCCCUCGAAGCAGGGCUCGCACGGGGCACGUCCAUCAAGGAAACUGCUCGCCUCUCCCAGAUGAACAAUUUCAUGGGGCUGACUUGCUCGGCGCGGAUCUUGCAGAUGGUCCCUGCUCUGACCGAAACGAUCAAGCAAGCCGGAUUGGUCCUUGUCUCCGAUGCCUCUGCGGAGGACACCACCGCGCAUGGCCUGGAAGCUGACGGUGCAGUUUUCGCGAUGAAACCGGACGGCGUCAGCGGUGUUAUGAAGGCGAAUGGUAUUCUACGCUUCAAUGAGACUGUCGACAUGUAG
Messenger RNA from Cladophialophora yegresii CBS 114405, 3057 nucleotides. Its product is annotated as CDK inhibitor PHO81. The transcript is spliced from 7 exons. The coding region runs from base 1 to 3057 and encodes 1018 amino acids. Gene Ontology annotation, molecular function: protein binding; phosphoric diester hydrolase activity. The record is from RefSeq and is a predicted model, not a curated record. Gene Ontology annotation, biological process: lipid metabolic process. NCBI's taxonomy places the organism in Eukaryota, Fungi, Ascomycota, Eurotiomycetes, Chaetothyriales, Herpotrichiellaceae.